UCAUGGUAAAAUAUGAAUGUCAAAGAUGUAAACAUAUCUAAAGUUAUGAUGGUUAAUGUAGCAAUUGUUUGGCAUGGGAUGCAUAAAUGAAAUAAAUAGAAGAUCUUAAAAGAUUAAACAGAGAACUAAAUGUUGCUUUUUAUGGUGAUGGUGGUUGUUGUGGUUGCACUGAGGAAAAAAGAAGAAAAAGUUUUUAUAUCUUAGGAUUGAUAUGCAUCUUAGUUGGGUCUGUGUUUCUUAUUGGUAAUUUUGGUGGGGAUUCAUCUGAUACAGGAAUUGGUUUUAUUGGUUUAGGAGUGAUCUGGUUUAUUGCUGGAUUUUGUUGUCCAAAUGGAUGUUGUGGAGAAUACAAAAGAACAAAUUAAGGAUUGAUUGAAUGAA
Paramecium pentaurelia is the source of this 381-nucleotide messenger RNA. NCBI's taxonomy places the organism in Eukaryota, Ciliophora, Oligohymenophorea, Peniculida, Parameciidae. The record is from the annotation of a GenBank genome assembly.